AUGGUAGAUAAGCACACAGGAUGCCCAAUUCCUGAUGGCUGGGAGUUGAAGAGUGAAAUCCAAAUGGACGGAUCUAAAACCUUGUAUUAUGUGAAUUUGGGAACAGGAAUACAAGUAAACUCAGUGGAAGAUAUGUUUUGUUACAAGAAUAGCAAAUCUGGGGAAAAUAAUCCCAAGCAGAAUUAUGUGAAUUUGGGAACAGGAAUACGAGUAAACUCAGUGGAAGAUAUGUUUCAUUACAAGGAUAGAGAAUCUAGGGAAAAUACUCCCAAGCAGACUGGAGGCCGCACCAAAGUCGGCCAUCAAUUCUGCAGUCGGUGCAAGGAAGUUGGCCACAAUAUCUUCUGCUGCCCCUUAGCGCAACAAGCGGCAAUAGUAAAACCUACUGCUGCUGGGCAACUCGCAAUACUGCACGCAGUGUAG
Prunus armeniaca (apricot) is the source of this 423-nucleotide messenger RNA. Lineage: Eukaryota; Viridiplantae; Streptophyta; Magnoliopsida; Rosales; Rosaceae. The record is from the annotation of a GenBank genome assembly.